This is a messenger RNA of Bacillus rossius redtenbacheri, 2445 nucleotides long. It is a transcript of the gene Tpr2, whose product is annotated as dnaJ homolog subfamily C member 7. The coding region runs from base 387 to 1883 and encodes 498 amino acids. The transcript is spliced from 11 exons. Gene Ontology annotation, molecular function: protein binding. The record is from RefSeq and is a predicted model, not a curated record. NCBI's taxonomy places the organism in Eukaryota, Metazoa, Arthropoda, Insecta, Phasmatodea, Bacillidae.
AUUAAGGCUAAAACAAUUCUAAACGAAGCCUACGCCUACUUGGGAUGCGGCUGCAUUCUUACAUGUUAACGCGAGUCAUUUAUCGUAUGAAUUGCCACAUGCGCAUUGUUGCUACAUGUGAAAUCAAACUAGGUAUGAACAACAUGUAACUUCGAAUGAAAUAUAAAACAUUUAUUAUUAUUUGGAAAACCUGACAGUUACAAACCACUAUCUCCAAUGUUUCACUUGAUCACAACAGCCAUUGUACAAUCUGGGACAAAUACUAAGAGUAAAAAGUCCCAAACUAGAAAAAAUAUUUCUCGAACCGGCUUUGAAAAUGUUUUGAGUUGGCCAACUUGCUUCUUGUGGCCCAUUCUCUCUCGUUGAAAUUAAAAUCUGGUUGAAACAUGGCCGAUGUGAGUGGUUUGGAAAUGGAUGUGUGUGGCGAAAUUGACGAAGCAAUUGUCGUGGAACAAGACGAUUAUUUGGCUGAGCAGAAAAAAGAAACUGGCAAUCAGUUAUAUAAGGCAGAAAAAUACCAGCAAGCUGUCACUUACUACUCUGAAGCAAUAGAUCUAUGUCCGGAGACCGCAUCCUACUAUGGGAACCGCGCUGCUUGCUAUAUGAUGCUGCAUCAGUACCGAGAUGCAUUAGAGGAUGUUAGGAAGUCAGUGUCUUUGGAUGACACAUUUGUGAAGGGUUAUGCUCGUAUGGCCAAGUGCGCACUUGCUCUUGGAGAUGUGGCUACAGCAGAAAAUGCGAUUGCAAAAGUCAAAGAGCUUGAACCACUGAAUGCAAGCAUUUUGGUGGAAGCAAACAAAUUGGAUAGUGUCAAAAGGUUCGAGGAAGAAGGUCAUAAGGCUUAUGCUAAGCAAGAUUAUAGAAAGGUGGUAUUCUGUAUGAAGAAAGCCUUGGAAGAUGCUCCGUACUGCACACGUUACAAGCUGAGGAAAGCCGAGUGUUGGGCUUUCCUGGGGAAGUACCAGGAGGCACAGGAGAUUGCCAAUGACAUCCUUCAUGUCGACAAGCAGAAUGCAGAUGCUGUGUACGUGCGUGGCAUGUGCCUUUACUACCAAGAUAACGUGGAGCAUGCUUUCAGCCACUUCCAGCAUGUUUUGCGACUUGCCCCAGACCACAAGAAGGCUAAGGACAUUUAUAAGCGUGCAAAAGCUCUGAAGCAGAAGAAAGAAGAAGGCAAUGAUGCAUUCAAAGCAGUGAGAUUCCAGGAAGCAUAUAAACUGUACUCAGAGGCAUUAAGUAUUGAUCCACACAAUGAUGCUGUAAAUGCAAAGCUGUACUUCAACAGGGCAACGGUUUCAGCAAAGCUUGGUCGACUGAAUGAGUCAAUCACAGAUUGCACUUCAGCUCUCAAAUUGGACGAGACGUACAUGAAAGCUCUCUUGCGACGUGCCAAGUGUCACAUGGACUUGGAGAACUUCGAAGAAGCAGUUCAUGACUAUGAAGUUGUAGUGAAGAUGGACAAGAGUCGAGAAAACAAGAGACUUUUGCAAGAUGCAAAGUUCUGUCUGAAGAAGUCCAAACGCAAAGACUACUACAAAAUUCUGGGAAUUGAUAGGAAUGCUUCAACAGACGAGAUCAAGAAAGCCUAUCGCAAGAGAGCUCUGGUGCAUCAUCCAGAUCGUCACGCAAGUGCUUCGGAUGGUGAAAAGAAAGAACAAGAAAAGAAGUUCAAAGAACUGGGGGAAGCAUAUGGAAUAUUGUCCGACCCCAAGAAAAGAGCUCGUUACGAUAGUGGCCAAGAUUUGGAAGAAAGUGACGGAUUAGGAGGUGACAUCGACCCCAACAGUGUGUUCCAAGCAUUCUUCGCUGAGCCUGGCGGUGGUGGGGCACAUUUCAACUUCGGGAGCAGUUUCCCGGGCGGCUUUGCUUUUCAGUUCGGUUAAACCCCUUGUGGUACGUGAGAGACGAGACUUCGACGUUAAACAUUCCACAACUCGGUCCACAUUUGUGAAAAUUUUUCCGAACCCUGCCUAACAAAAUUUUCAGCCGGAGUUCCAAUCUGCUGUUCUUACAAAUUGUCAAUAUUGCAAUAAAAUAAAAUGGCAUGCUUUCAAAAUAACAAAAUGAAAAGUGGGAUACUUUAUUAACAGUCAGAUUCCAGAGCUUGCUGUACUCAUAAGUGACAUAUUCUUGGAGUCUAAUGCAAGAUUCUUGUUGCCAAAACUAUUAUUGCCUUUUUGUGUUUAACAUGGUUUGCAGCCAGUAAAUGUACAGUGCUGAUCUAGACACUUAUUUAUUGUUUUUAUCAUUAAUAGCAUUGUUAGACUUGUGUAUAUUUUAGAAAUUUAAGUUGAGUUAUUUGUCGACUGUUAUUUUUUAAGUAGAAGCGUAGAAGUUAUGAGUCUGCUAGCACAUCUUUGAAAGAUUUUUAUUGACAUGUAUUGUGUACAUUACUAUUUAGAAAAGGUGUGUCAUUUCCUACUAAUUAAACUUAUUAAACAAAAA